Messenger RNA from Aureobasidium pullulans EXF-150, 890 nucleotides. RefSeq lists its product as uncharacterized. Lineage: Eukaryota; Fungi; Ascomycota; Dothideomycetes; Dothideales; Saccotheciaceae. Bases 28 to 867 code for a protein of 279 amino acids. The record is from RefSeq and is a predicted model, not a curated record. The transcript has a single exon.
UCUUCCAAGAAGUAUACACGCCCUCCCAUGUCCAAGCUCUUCACCUCGCUCGAGCUAUCCCCCGAGAACUUCCUAUACCUACAAGCCGCUGCGAAGCAGUAUAUGCUCAAUGCCGACUACCCCGAUCGCCAAGCUUGUGUGGGCAACAGAGGAAGAGGUGACAACGAGAUGGUGAAGGCCAGGAUGUAUCAGUGUGUGCGCGAGUUCCUCGAGGCCGAGGGUUGGGGAGAGAAGUACUUUGGUGAAAACGCACCUCCACCAAACGAUGGAGAAGCCAAUGCACCGCCUCAACCACGUCGCUACGUCUGGCCGCGUGACAGAGAUCGCAUCAUCGCUCUUUGUACCCCGCUGUUGCGUCGCAUGGUGACAAAUGAGCGCCAGAGACAGUACGCCAUAGAAUCGCGUAAGGGUGGCAAGCCAGAUAAGAUCCCGCAAGACGCCUCUGACCCUCAGGCUCAAUCCGCCCAUGAUCAAGACUCUGUCUCCAUGUCAGCUCAUGACGCCCAGGCAGAGCCGUACGACUCCCGCUUGGAUGCCAUUCCAGCCUAUCAUCUCUAUCUCGUCACCCCCGCGACAGGCCAACUCGUGCGAGACCGUAUCUCCUUUACUAUGGAAGAAGAAUUCAGUUGGCAGUGGCUAGUGGACACUCUGGUUAGCAACUGGUGCAGUGCCCUACAGAUCGUUCAGCCUCCACCCGACAUUGCUGCAAACAUCCUCGAGCGCUUCACAAUCAAAGUACUUACUUCUUCUGGUUUGACUACUGUUUCUGGCGAAGGUGAAUGGCAAUUGGCUAUUCAAGACAUUCGUCAGACUAUCUGGCUGGAUAGUACUGUCAAAGUUGUCGCCGAAUGCCCAUCUACGCCGUAGAGUCUUUAAGUGGCGGUGUUCGA